Gasterosteus aculeatus aculeatus (three-spined stickleback) is the source of this 1186-nucleotide messenger RNA. RefSeq names its product sorting nexin 3 (gene snx3). Gene Ontology annotation, cellular component: retromer complex; early endosome membrane. Gene Ontology annotation, molecular function: phosphatidylinositol-3-phosphate binding. NCBI's taxonomy places the organism in Eukaryota, Metazoa, Chordata, Actinopteri, Perciformes, Gasterosteidae. Gene Ontology annotation, biological process: late endosome to Golgi transport; endocytic recycling. The record is from RefSeq and is a predicted model, not a curated record.
UUUAACUGACUUUUCCAGCUGCUCGAAGGACAGGGGGAGAAAUGGCUGAUACCGUAGCUGACACAAGAAGGCUUUUUUCUAAGCCUCAGAACUUAAAUGAUGCUUAUGGACCUCCAAGUAAUUUUCUAGAGAUUGAUGUGAGCAACCCUGAGACCACCUGGGUUGGCAGGACCAAAUAUACCACGUAUGAAGUGAGACUGAAGACCAACCUACCAAUCUUCAAACUGAAGGAGUCGAGCGUACGGAGGCGCUACAGCGACUUUGAGUGGCUCCGAGCCGAGCUGGAGAGGGAAAGCAAGGUCGUCGUCCCACCUCUCCCUGGAAAAGCUCUCUUCCGGCAGCUUCCGUUUCGAGGAGAUGAUGGAAUAUUUGACGACUCUUUCAUAGAAGAGCGGCGACAGGCUCUGGAGCAGUUUCUUAACAAAGUGGCAGGACACCCUCUGGCUCAGAACGAACGAUGCCUGCACAUGUUUCUACAGGACGAGUCCGUGGACAAGACCUACACCCCGUCCAAAAUCCGACAAGCCUGAAGAGAAGAACGUGGCCCGGUCCCACUCGGCUCUUUAACCCAAAGCUCUCUUCACUGUUCACAAACGUUUCGAUCACAACCCCCCCCCUCCAAAAUGAUACCGUUCGCUUCCUUCAGUUUAAAAGUGACCCGUAUUGCCGUAUGUUUUCACUUUCUAAUUGGAGUAAAGAAUGUUCGACACAUAACUGUGGUUGACAGUAAUUUAUAGUAAUUUCCUUCUAUGUCUUGACUUGCCACUAACACGUUAUGUAUUUAUCAUUUAGCUAGGUCUUGAAUAUAUUCAUUUAUAUAGAAACAUUUAUUGAGCGGCCUGUGUAUGCAAAGCUCUUAAGUAAACCUCAGUUUCCCAUCAUGUAUAUAUAUAAUCACCUGGCAUGUUGUGCACCAUAAUUAGACAAACACACACACAUGCACAUAUAUUUGAUGGGCCUUUACUUUAAAACCCCACUUGAUCCUCUUUCAAAAAGGAAUCAUGCGUGUAUAUCGACCAUUACCCGCCCCGUUGUCACAAUGAUUUUCUAGUACGGAAGAAGUAAUUUUCACAGAGGGAACUGCAGUAUUUCUACUGGCUAUAUGCAUUUUGAGAUUUGUAUACUGCUGUGCCAUUUUUGUUUAUUUUGAAGAUUUUCCAAUAAAAUAGGUGAAAUGUCUGCAUAA